Molecule: messenger RNA, 1274 nt
Organism: Aedes aegypti (yellow fever mosquito)
Lineage: Eukaryota; Metazoa; Arthropoda; Insecta; Diptera; Culicidae
Product: pyrimidodiazepine synthase
Exons: 5
Coding region: 262-1035 (257 amino acids)
Biological process (GO): glutathione metabolic process
Cellular component (GO): cytoplasm
Molecular function (GO): glutathione dehydrogenase (ascorbate) activity; glutathione transferase activity
Source: RefSeq, a predicted model, not a curated record
GCGUAAUGUUCGGCAAACAAAAUGCCGGCAGAUUGCAUUAUGUCAGCUCGUACGGUCCAACCGUCACUCAACUUGCAGUACUUACAACAACCACAACAACCGGUUCGAAAUCCCGUCACAAACAUACAGCGAUCAGUCGUGUUUUUACCUACAUAGCAUCACAACGGUCAACUGAGUCACAAGCUGAGUUGGAAAGUGCAGAUAGAGCUCCAGCAACGAUUGAAUGUGUAACAGUUCAAAAACCAUUUAAUCAUUCCUAAAAUGAGCAACGGAAAACAUCUGGCCAAAGGAUCCACCCCACCGGUAUUGGGAAAUGACGGGAAACUCCGCCUGUACUCGAUGCGCUUCUGUCCGUAUGCCCAACGGGUCCAUCUAAUUUUGGACGCGAAGAAUAUACCCUAUCACACUAUCUACAUCAACCUAAGCGAGAAACCGGAAUGGUACUUUGAUAAGAAUCCACUAGGAAAAGUCCCAGCCUUAGAAGUUCCCGGAAAGGAAAACAUCACCCUUUAUGAAUCCCUGGUUGUGGCCGACUAUAUCGAGGAAGCUUAUACGGACAAGCAAAGAAAGCUUUACCCAAGUGAUCCGUUUAAGAAGGCGCAAGACCGGAUUCUUAUUGAACGCUUCAACGGAGCAGUUAUUUCACCUUACUACCGAAUUCUGUUCUCUAGCGAAAGCAUCCCUCCAGGUGCAAUUACCGAGUUUGGAACCGGGUUAGAUAUUUUCGAGACAGAACUCAAAACCCGUGGCACUCCGUACUAUGGCGGUGACAAACCAGGAAUGUUGGAUUACAUGAUCUGGCCGUGGUGUGAGCGCGUAGAUUUGCUGAAGUUCGCUCUUGGGGAUAAGUACGAACUUGAUAAACAGAGAUUUGGUAAACUGUUGCAAUGGCGUGAUUUGAUGGAAAAGGAUGAUGCGGUGCAGAAAUCAUUCCUUUCAACAGAGAACCAUACAAAAUUUUUGCAGAGCAGGAAAUCUGGCGAGAAUAACUACGACAUUCUAUCGAACAACGCCAAAAAGCUGCGCGUAGGCUAAUCGAACCUAGCAACUUUAUACUCAAAAAGUGUUACUACUAAAACAUAUGCAAUUUUUAGUAAAAUAAAUGUCAUGUAGACAAUUAAGCGUGAUUGACUGAAAGUAAGUGCAAAUUUAAUUACGCUCCAUAGAAACAUCAAAUACGGCUAGAUAGAACGAUUUCGGAUACUUAGCUGCAACGUUUAGACACAAUGGUUGAUAAAUAAAAAAGUUGUAUUUAGUUUCCUCCGAUGACAAAA